AUGUACAUUUCAAAAUUUCAACUUCCCUAUUUCCCUCCAUUCCCACCUCAUACCUAUCAAUUUCCUCCACCAAGUGUGUCACCACCACCCCACCAACCUAAUACACCUCAUUUCCCGCCGCAAGUGGCCCCACCACGCCCACCGGUUGCACCAUUGCCUCCGAAAGUGGCAUCAUCACGUCCACCGGUUACACCAUCACAACUACCAAAAGUGGCCCCACCACGUCCACCUGUUACACCAUCGCCACCAAAAGUGACACCACCACGUCCACCAAUUACACCAUCACCACCAAAAGUGGCACCACCACGUCCACCGGUUAGACCACCUGCACCUCCAUGUCCACAUUCAAGUCCACCCGUUACACCAUCACCACCACAUCAUUAUCUUAGUCCACCACCUCCAUCACCAAUUAAGCCACCACCUCUAUUUCUCUCAGUUGCUCUGUGCUGCUUCCUUAAGAAGAAAAAAAAGAAAGCUUGUCAGGAAAUUGAUAUCGUGAAAGUGGAUGAACACAUGAAGGUCCGUGAAGAUGUUGUAACCCGUCCAGAUGGAACAAAAGCUGUCAUUCUGACAAUUGAUAAAGGUAUACAUAUAGAUGAAGAAAUCGUGAAAAGGGAGAAAAUUGAGAAGGGUGUACUAGGACAAUUGGGAGGCGAACAUCUUGAUGCUACAAACACUAUGGCAUCAUCAUCUAAUUCCAAUAAUCACAACCAUGACCAUAAAAGCGGAUAA
Molecule: messenger RNA, 732 nt
Organism: Solanum tuberosum (potato)
Lineage: Eukaryota; Viridiplantae; Streptophyta; Magnoliopsida; Solanales; Solanaceae
Product: vegetative cell wall protein gp1-like
Exons: 2
Coding region: 1-732 (243 amino acids)
Biological process (GO): plant-type secondary cell wall biogenesis
Source: RefSeq, a predicted model, not a curated record